Molecule: messenger RNA, 1379 nt
Organism: Punica granatum (pomegranate)
Lineage: Eukaryota; Viridiplantae; Streptophyta; Magnoliopsida; Myrtales; Lythraceae
Source: RefSeq, a predicted model, not a curated record
CCCUCCUUCAUUCCCCUCCCCUUCCUUCCCUCUCCUCCGGAACCCGAUCGAUAAUCCCCCUAUCUCAUGUCCAUUCCGCUCUCGAUCACUAUUCAUCUAUAUUUAUCGGUUUUACCCUGAUCAGACCAUUUGGCCAAUCAACCAUAUAUAACACCAACAGUUUGGAGUGCUUUACAUUGCCUAGUGAACUUUAUUUGUGGUCUUAGCAACAGAAGGAAUUGAGAUCAGCAUCUAUGGCGACGGUCGUGUGCCAAGGUCUACACUCAUCAUUGGUCGACCUUCCACAGAAGGCAGAUCCGCCCUUACCGCUGCCUCCAUCAAUGACACUACGGCUCAAGCUGGCCCCGGCAAAGCCGGCCGACCUCGGUGGCUGGAGCUUCCUCCAGUACUCCCUCGACUCCGGCACCGACAAUUCUCCACGACAGGAUCAAUCGGCCGCAAAGGCAGCUGUCAGUGAAAAAGACGGUUAUGCCCCUCCCCCGGCGAGGGAGCCGUUGGUGAAGCUCAGCGACAGGAGCUUGCAGCUGUGCACUGAGAAUCUCGGCAGCGAGACCGGUACUGACGUCAGCGAAGAGGACAACAUAUUCUCCAACGUUAGGAAUUCCGAAAUCCCCAUAAAGUCCCCGACAGCGAUGACACGCCAACCCUCCGGGGGCAGGAAGGUAAAUCCACCCCGUGAGAUCCCGCCACCUUUGACCACGAUGAGGGGAGCAGAGACCCUCCAAGUCCAGGCCCACCGGGAGGAAGGCCGUCUCAUCAUCAACGCCGUCAAGUCGCCGCCCAGACGCCCGCGUUUCGUGGCCGAGCGCACUGAUGGCCGGCUCCGGCUCAGCCUCCUCAGGGCCGAAAUUCCGGAUACCGAUAAGGAUAGUCCCCACUUGUGCCACCAAGAAGUGAUCAACGAAUUUCAAGAGAGUGAGUCGUCGGUGGGUGAUGAUCAAAAUCAUCCGCCAAGUAUAGACACCGAACUGUCCAAUGGACCGGUUGAGAGAGUAUGUAUGAGCAACGAAACUGGGGAGGUGAUCGAACUAUCAUCCAUAAACAUGGAAUCUUUCUCGUUCGAAAAGGAGGAUCCUCGAGAAGACGAAGAGAUAAUUACGACUGGGAAGUUUGUUCAGAGGUCGAUUAUUAGGAUAAGGUGCAAUGAGGGGGAGCACGACCACUGCCGUCAUCACCAUCAGAGCAUGAUAUUGUUGAAUUGGGAGCCUCUAUGGGUGGCUACCUCUUGAAAACGAAUCAUACUAUUAGUUAGUAUCGUGCGUUAAUUUUGAACAUCUUCCCUAUCAUUAUCAUUAUCCAUUUUUAUGUGUAAUUUUGCGUCAUUUUAGUCGUCUGCCUCGGAUGCUAAUUAAUUAAUUAUUAAUUAAUCAAAUCAUAUA